AUGAACACCCAUUUCACGGCGACUGCGGCCAUCCUUGAGGACCUUUUUGACGCCUCCUCCGAUAAAUUUAAUACCGAUCGCGCCUGGGAGGUAGUUAGUGCUCUCAACACAGAACAGAAGGUCGUCCCUACGACCGUCAAUUUUACAAACACUUUACUCCAAUUUGAGCCAGAAGGAAAAUCGGGCAAGCUACCGCCCUUUGUUGAGAUUGGAGUAAACGAAAUUCAACACUUUUAUCAGUUUGCUCGUUAUGACAAUUGUGUCGUUAUAGCUAUUCAUGGGAGGGAAAAGCCUCCGCACUACCAAGCCCUGGCAUUUGAAGACUCUCAGACUGCUAUCAACUUUUGUGAAUGCUUAAGAUUGGUGAUGCCUGGAAAUCAACUGCCGAAGCCUUUGCAAAAGCGGCCAGUUAAGACGCUUCCUGCGAAUAACAAGGUUUCAGACAAGAAAGAUCUGGGUUAUGAUGAACAGGUGGAACGGAGUGAACAGCUGUAUGCAGAGGCAGCCUGGUUUCUUGAAAACGGGUAUCCUGUGGCCAGUAGGAAGAUACAACCUAGACAUAUCUACAGCCAGCCGGAGACAGACGAAGCAACUUCGAAACUGGAAAAAAAAUCUGCCGCUCUUCUGAGUACUCGACAACUACAACCCAACUUCAUAGAUAGCGAGUCCCCUGAUUUCGCUACUAUGCUCAGAGCGAGACGGGAAAGAAGUAAAGCUAGGCGAGAACCAGUCCCCAGAAGUAUCUGCGCAUUGUGUGCAUCAGAGCUGCAGCCAGAACUUUGUGAACACUGUGCUCACAGGGUGUAUGUUGACAGACCUCAACGUCUGGUAAAAUCUCGCAGUAAGAGUAUGCAGCGUAGGGAAUUCAGUACUCGGAUGUUCCAACAAAGUUCCGAAAAUACAAAGGCAUUGCGAAUCCAGCAGCUUAAUGGUGUCGGCUCACAAAAUUAUCAGCGAAUGCAGGCCCAACGGGCAGCUCAAAGAUUCAAGUCGGCGAGAAAUGGCCAAAGUUAUUUGACUACCUCAGUGGAAGACGUCCCCCCAGCAACCUUCUCCACCCGCAGUCAGUCAGCACGGCGAGUUGGUGCCCAUCGAGCAUACAGUCGUGACGCAACAUUCAAUAGCAAGAGAGCUGAGCGACAGCAUCAAAUGGAGACUGGCUGCGUUGGCACUGAGGAUAUGACAUAUAGUGAUUGUACACGCAGCCGAAGUUAUCAACGUCACAGGUCACAAGAGAGGAGACGAAAGGACAAUGGACACGUGCUGUAUAUUUGGAAGGGGGAUAGACAGGAGCCCGUGUGGCGGUACUCGUCAGAGGAAAGCCUUACUGACAGCAGCAAUUCAAACGAGUUUCGACGCUACCAGAUACGACAAAGACCAAUGUGA
This is a messenger RNA of Spirometra erinaceieuropaei, 1386 nucleotides long. The record is from the annotation of a GenBank genome assembly. Lineage: Eukaryota; Metazoa; Platyhelminthes; Cestoda; Diphyllobothriidea; Diphyllobothriidae.